AUGGGGCAGCAGAUGUGUCAACAAGAAUCUGUAUGCUGCAGCGCUGAGACGUGCAAAGUUGACAUCGACAAGCUGGCCGAUGGUGCGCCCAUGGAGGGACCUGCAGAUGCGGAGUGUCCUCAGUGCCCACCCUCGGAUGCUUCGGGUUCAGCAAGCUACCUGGAAGAAGGUGCGCAACUAGGUGGCCUCUUCUCGGUCGAUGCAGAGACGGUCCGGUUUGUUUCUUUGGCCUCCACCUUGCAGUCUGGCGGGUGGAUGUGGCGUGUGCGGCCAGAGAAGAUGAACCACACAGAGCUGCUGAGCUUGUGGGCGAGAUCUACGCAGACAGAUGCCUUCGACGUCUUUGUCUCACACACCUGGUCAACGCCUGGGCACUGCAAAUACCUGUCCCUUUUACUUAGUUCGUGUUGGCACUAUGCGCUUGCAGCUUGGCUGGCGACAGCAGUGCCACUUCUGUUUCUGUACUGGAAUCGCGCACUACCUUUAGUGGCUAUCUACCCGACCACUUUCGACAGCUUUGAGCUCAGAGUUCCCUACUGGCCAUGGAUACAGCCGGCGACGUUUUUGGCCGCAGCUGCUGCCCUCUUCCUCGCGCCGCACUGCAUCCUCCACCGGUUCUUCACAACCCGCUGCUUCUACGACGUGGUCUGCGUGAACCAAGCGGAUCCCUGGGAGCAGAGGCAGGGGAUCAACAGCAUCGCCGGGCUCCUGGCCGCCUCCAAGCAGCUGCGCAUCCUCUGGAGCCCCAGCUACCUCUCCCGCCUCUGGUGCGUCUUCGAAAUCGCCGCGUACCGCAAGGCCAAUCCCCAUGGCGAGCUGCGAUUCCAGCCGCUUUUUGUGGAGCGCGACAUUCUCGUGUUGUGGACAUGCGGCUUCUUGGCUGCCGUCCUCUUCUCUGCGAUGCUCAGUAGCUUCACCUACUCUUCGGUGCUACUUGGCGCGAUCCUCUGCUUGGUCUUCCUCCCCGGCGCCCACUUUGUUCGGCGGGGAUACCGGGAGCAGGACCUGCUGCUUCGGAAUCUUGCAGAGUUUGAUCUCAGCGCGGUGUCCUGUGCUUGCGACUUCGACAGACAGUUCAUCUUGUCGGCGGUGCGUUCUUGGUAUGGAAGCACCGAUGCCUUUGUAGAGUAUGUCCGCGGGCCAAUCAGGGAGGAGCUGGUGGAAACGAUGCAGCAGAGCCGAGUGCCGUUUCAAUAUUGCAUUCUGGCGCUGAGUCCCAUCUUCGGGUUCCAGCUCGAUGUGUUCGGUGCGCUGAUCAAUGCCCGUGCGCCCCAGAAUAUUGCCAUCAAGUUCUUGGGACAAAGCAUCACCAUCCUCGCGGUCGCCGUGUGGGGGGUGCGGCUCUUCUUCUGGUUGUCACAGAAAAUGGCCCAGCCAAUCUUCAAGCUGGACUUCUUGCAAACGGCUCUGGUCGUUCUCAUUUGGGCAGUCAUGCAGGUGAUCCCUUUCUGGUCGGUGCUCAGAGCGUUCCAGACAGAUGAGGGCGGUGUAGCUGCAGCUGCCGUGGUCUUCACCCUCCUCGCGGCCAGCAGGCUGCCGGCGUGCAAGACCAUGCUGUCUAAAGUAAUUAGGAUCUCGGGCGCCCAGGGAAAAAUGCGGACCUCGUCAUCAGGAUGA
This is a messenger RNA of Symbiodinium natans, 1617 nucleotides long. NCBI's taxonomy places the organism in Eukaryota, Dinophyceae, Suessiales, Symbiodiniaceae. The record is from the annotation of a GenBank genome assembly.